CUGUUUUCAUCUCAAAUUCAUCACACGGACGUUAGGAAAGCUUGUGUCCUGUUUAUGAGGCAACACCAGCAAAAGUUUGACUCUUAUGUGGAAGGAUCAUUUGAGAAGUAUCUUGAGCGACUAGGAGAUCCAAAGGAAAAUGCUGGCCAGCUGGAAAUGAGUGCUCUAUCAGUGAUGUACAAGCAGGACUUUAUUCUCUACCGAUACCCUGGAAAGCCACCCACUUAUGCUACGGACAAUGGUUUUGAAAACAAGAUUUUACUGUGCUGUUCCGGCAAUGGCCAUUAUGACUCUCUGUAUACAAAACAAUUCCAGGAAAAUGCGGCUGUUUGCCAGGCUGUAUUAUAUGAGAUCCUGUACAAAGAUGUGUUUGGCAUGGAUGAGGAAGAGUUAAGAUCUGCAGUUGAGGUGUUUCGAAGUGGAUCCAAGAAGAACAGAAGCAGUGGCUCCGUAGGAAGUGAGGAUGCAAACUUUGAUUGUCUUCAUGAAAAAGUAUCCCGAAAUCCAUCAGAAAAGAGAGUGGACAACUGGGAAGGCAAUGAUGCUGACAGUCUACAGGAAGAUAAGUUCAAACAAGGCAUUGAAGAAGAAAAGCCUCUGGAAAAUCCAUCAAAGAUGCCUGUUCCUUACAAAGUGUUGAAGGCACUGGACCCUGAGAUCUAUCGAAACGUGGAGUUUGAUGUUUGGCUGGACAGCAGAAAAGAGCUUCAAAAAACUGACUACAUGGUGUUUGCUGGGAGACAGUACUAUUUAGGAGACAAGUGUCAGGUACGUCUGGAGCCUGGAGGUAAGUAUUACAAUGCUCAUAUCCAGGAGGUCGGACGGGAUGGCAACACGUUGACUGUAUUCGUUGAGGAGCUGGCGGAAAAGCAUACAGUUCCUUUGGCAAACUUAAAACCAGUGACACAAGUGGCACCUGUCCUUGCUUGGAAUAUGAUUCCCAGCCGAAGAGGAGGAACCUAUCAGAAAAUAGCAGGUGGAUACUUCUCAGGAAUAGAAAUGGAUAUGAAAGCACGGAAGAGAAUGCUUAAGAAAGUUCGUGGAAAGGAAAGUGGUGGAAACAUGGCACCUUACGAACCCUAUCGUCCCCAGAAUCCUCAGAGACAUAACCGUGGGUUUGGGAUGCCAAGGGGAUCUACCCGGUUUAUAAACAGGCACAACAUGGUUGGCCCUCAAAUAGCAUUCUACCCCAGUCCAGGAAAGAGAUGCUAUCAGAGCUAUGACAAUUUCUCCUGCAGGUCCUGCUCAUACAGCCGUAGCCGCCGUCAGAUGCAGUGUGUGAAUAAGGAAUGUCAGUAUGGGUUUGUACCAGGGAACGGAGAGGAGCCUCAAGGACCAGAAGAAACUAUAACUUUCUAUGAUGUUGAAGGAGAGGAUGAUUCUACUUUUCCUACUUUACCAAGUAGCCCUGCUCCCCUUGUCCAUGGUCCAGCAGGAUUUUGGGUAGCAAGGAGAGGCCCAAACUCUGUUCCGCCUAACAAGCAGACCCUAAAUUCCUCAGAGGAGGAAGAAGAAACAAGUGAAAAUGAUCCUGACUGUGAAGCUGCAACGGUGUUUAGUUCAGCAGAACCUACAGCUGACUUGUUGGAAUCCCUUCAGGACGAAGGGCCUGUUCCUGUGUCUCCUCAAGAUGACGUGGCUUCUUACAGUUAUCCCCAGAAGGUGGUGGUGAACUCUGCAACAGUCUCAGCCUCAACAGGAGUUUAUGCUGCUCCAGUUACAGACUUCUCAAAUUCUGCUGCCUCCAGUCCAGCCAGUGUCACAACAGCAAUGCCCCCCCAGACAGUUCAGCCGGUCGUGGUAUCUCCUCUUUCUGUAGGGAGGCCAGCAAUUUCUUCGGUGCCAUUCCCAAUUUAUUCAGCUCCUCUUCCUCCAGUCAGUGAGGUAGGAGAACCUGAUGUCACUCUUCCACCUUACUCUUGUGAUCCCAGUGGCAGCGAUCUGCCUCGAGAUACAAAAGUCUUGCGGUAUUAUUUUAACCUGGGCUUGCAAUAUUACCAUCAGAGCUGUUGGCCUUCCAUGAUGUAUGUGCAGCCAGUGCUGCAGCCGUCACCCGUAGAAGUUUAUCCAACAUAUGCUGAGCCAGCUCCUGUCCUAGAUCAGUCAGUACCUCAGCUCUACACUGAUGCUGGUCGAACCGAAGUCCACCAGGUUCCCUUGGAAGCACCUGUAAAUGGUAACUUUCAAAAUGCAGAGCCUCCACCCCUGUCCUACGGGCCAGUGUAUUACCCAGUCAUGUCAGACCCCUUCAGCCAGCAAUCUCUUCAUGGCUUCGAUUCUGUAGUACCUGCCUAUCGCUAUGUAAGUACCUGGCAUCCGGUAAAUCCACCGUACGGAAAUUCUCCACCAAUUGCUAGUGCUGCGAGUUCGGGACCGCUGCAGCAGGUCAGCUAUAUUGCCUCACCUCACCCUGCACCUCAUGAUGUGCCUCAAGGAAUGUAA
Apaloderma vittatum (bar-tailed trogon) is the source of this 2442-nucleotide messenger RNA. RefSeq names its product putative bifunctional UDP-N-acetylglucosamine transferase and deubiquitinase ALG13. The record is from RefSeq and is a predicted model, not a curated record. The annotation marks the transcript as partial. Gene Ontology annotation, molecular function: cysteine-type deubiquitinase activity. Gene Ontology annotation, biological process: protein deubiquitination. The transcript has 23 exons. Lineage: Eukaryota; Metazoa; Chordata; Aves; Trogoniformes; Trogonidae.